This is a messenger RNA of Aspergillus sclerotioniger CBS 115572, 1041 nucleotides long. It is a transcript of the gene dspC, whose product is annotated as dual specificity phosphatase YVH1. Gene Ontology annotation, cellular component: nucleus. Gene Ontology annotation, biological process: protein dephosphorylation. The coding region runs from base 1 to 1041 and encodes 346 amino acids. Gene Ontology annotation, molecular function: protein tyrosine/serine/threonine phosphatase activity. The transcript is spliced from 4 exons. The record is from RefSeq and is a predicted model, not a curated record. Lineage: Eukaryota; Fungi; Ascomycota; Eurotiomycetes; Eurotiales; Aspergillaceae.
AUGGCGAUGAAUCAGAUUCCUGGGCAGAACAUCUAUGUCGGAGGCAUCUUGUCACUCAAGAACAAAGCAGCCUUGGAGCGAGCAAACAUUACACAUGUUGUCUCCGUGUUACGUUUACGACCAGAUGAUGUGCUAUUCGAUUCUUUCCAACACCACACCAUAGAGGUCGACGAUGUCGACGAUGAGAACUUGUUAGAACAUUUCCCCGCUGCUAUCAAGUUUAUCCAGUCCGGCCUGGAUGCAGGUGGAGGGGUACUCGUGCAUUGUGCGAUGGGAAAGUCCCGAUCAGCGACUGUUUGUAUCGCGUACCUGCUGCACCGUCAGCCUAGCGCACUGACGCCGGAGUCCGCGCUUGCUAUUAUCCGACAAAACCGACCACUGUGUGAGCCUAAUCCGGGGUUUAUGGAACAGCUAUCGGUCUAUCAUCAGAUGGGAUGUCCAGAUGACGUCGUCAGCCACCCCAGCUACAGUCGAUGGCUCUAUCUCCGCGAGGUGGAGGAGAGCGUCGCAUGUGGUCGAGCGCCUGAACUCAAGUCCGUGCUGUUCGAAGAUGAGCAGCCGCGCCAAGCACAAGAAAAUAAUGAUCGUAUGACGGAGAUCAAAUGUCGGAAAUGCCGGUGUAAGCUGGCGACGACACAAUUUAUCAUCCCACAUACCUCCCAAAAGAACUCCAGAACGUCCGCUGAUUGCGCUCAUGUCUUCUUACACCCGCUGACGUGGAUGCGCCCGUCGCUAUUCCCUAAUACUGACUCGGACACCCUCGACUCACCUUAUGGAUCGGAUGCCCCGUUGUCUGGCCGGUUGACCUGCCCCAACUCUUCUUGCGGGUCCAAUAUCGGCAAGUUCGCGUGGCAGGGCAUGCAAUGUAGUUGUGGCCAGUGGGUUGUCCCCGCAAUCGGCCUUGCGAAAGCCCGAGUGGACGUGUUCGAGCGGGCCAACAUUGGUCGUGGGCCUGGGAACCUGCCUGCUGCGAUGGGUAUUCGCCUGCCGCCUGGAAUGCGGCCUAAUCCUGUAGAUGAGAAUGGCCGCGGAAAUCUGUGA